AUGGCAUUGGCCGGCCUGAUUGACCCGACCAAGACGGGCAAAUACCCCGUUAUCCUCGGCGAAGGUAUCCUGCUAGGCAAAGAUGCUAACGAGAUCUUUACCGGUAUUCGAUACAACCAUAAGCCCGCCCUCUCCUCGUCCUCCGCCCCGAGUUCGGCCCGCCUAAAGCCAUCCGUUCCCGGCAAGACAACCUCUUACGACCUCACAUACACCGACGACGACAACAAAUACGCCUUCAGCGGCCCGAGAAACACAGCCGAUAGCCAAUAUGUCCUCUACUUCGACCCUGAACGAGAGGCGUUCAUUCUGGACAAGAUCGAUUCCACCUUCAACAUGAACGUGACCCGCCUCCCGGACAACUCCGACCCCGAGAGCCUCCGCCGCCAAUACCCUCAGAUCGACGACGCGUCGCGGCCUCCCCCCAAGGCCAGCAAGCCUCCCAGCAAGCCUGCCAGCGCCUCCGAAAAGCCCGCUCCCCAAAAGCCCACCCCCAAGUCUCGCGCCAAACCCACCGUCCAGAAGAAGGAGGUCAAGCGCAAGCCCGAGAAGAAGCAACCUCCCAAGUCCAUCGCCCUCUCGCUACCCGUCCCUGAACCUGCCAAGCCUCAGCCCGAGCCACAGCCCAAGCGACGCUCGGAGGACGAGGACGAGGAUGAGGAUGAGGACGACGAUGGUGGUCUGCUAGUCGAGUACCCCGGUGCCGACCCCAGGUCGAACCGCCAGACCAACUUCUCCCCGGCCUUCCCGUCGGUCCGUCGUUUCGACGACUUUAUGAACCAGCGCGAGUCCGAGGGCGAUGACGCCGACGGUGAGGAUGAUGACGAUCCUGAUAUGGACUUUAAGCUGCCCAGUCCCGUCAACCACCAAGUCCACCAGUCGGCGCCCGACCCUAUGGAUGUUGAUGCUGAUGCUGACGACGGUGGCGCGGAUCUUGAGGAUGAUCUUGAGAAGGAGAUGGAGAUUGCGUUUGAGGACUUGGAGAACAGCAAUGAGGGUAGUCCCGAUGGGGACGAAAGCGAGAUCAGUGAGGAGGAUUAG
Messenger RNA from Ilyonectria robusta, 1038 nucleotides. Its product is annotated as RNA polymerase II transcription elongation factor-domain-containing protein. Gene Ontology annotation, molecular function: transcription elongation factor activity. Gene Ontology annotation, biological process: regulation of transcription elongation by RNA polymerase II; positive regulation of DNA-templated transcription. The coding region runs from base 1 to 1038 and encodes 345 amino acids. The record is from RefSeq and is a predicted model, not a curated record. NCBI's taxonomy places the organism in Eukaryota, Fungi, Ascomycota, Sordariomycetes, Hypocreales, Nectriaceae. The transcript is spliced from 2 exons. Gene Ontology annotation, cellular component: super elongation complex.